AUGACGUCGAAAAUCGAUCACAUCAACACCGAUGUUCUCAUUAUCGGUGGCGGAAUGUCCGGGUUGUCUGCCGCGAUCGCUGUGAGCAGCUCGUCAAAGGUACGAUGUGUUGUUGUCGAGAAGAGCGAUACUCUCGGCGGUUCCUCAAAACUCUCUGCUGGCAUGUUUUGGGCACCUAAAAAUCCCGAGAUAGCCUUGUCCACCAUUCCCCAUGCCGAGCCUCAACUGCUCACCAAAUUCCUCUCCGACUACCCCAAUGCGGUACAAUGGAUGAGAGAAAAUGGCAUCAAAACACAUGAUCAGUUUAACGGGAUCAUGACCAUUGGAAUUGGCUUCCCUAUUGACAUCCCACAAUGGCUCGCUCGAGCCGAGUCAAUCAUCACGUCGAGCCCGUCAACGCAAAUAAUGACCAAGACAUCCGCAGUCCGCCUCAUCCAAGAGUCACCUGAUGUCCCAGGAUCUCGAAUCGCCGGGGCUAUUCUCCGAAGGGACGACGGGUCGUUGGUUCAUUGUUCCGCUCGUGCUGUCCUGAUUGCCACUGGCGGCUUUCAAGGAAGCCCCAAACUCGUCUCAGAGCACAUUGGACUUGGCGCUGACAACAUCUUUGUCCGAUCAAACCCGUACUCGACUGGCGAUGGCUUCAAACUCGGAAGCCAAGUCGGUGCAGGGACCAGUCGAGGCCUGUCUACUUUCUACGGCCACCUAUUGCCGUCUCCUCUGCAGCGCCGCGACGUGGACCCGUCUCACUUCAUCCACUUGGCCCAGUUUCAGUCUGGCUACUCUGUUCUGGUGAACCGCGAUGGACGAAGAUUUUGCGACGAGACAUUUGGUGACGAAGUCAACAACCAGGAGCUUGCCCGUCAACCUGGACGUAUCGGCUAUAUGAUCCUCAACGACGAUGUCAGGAAACGCUGGGCACUCGGCGAGGUAUUCCCAAACGCGGGCAAGAUUGAUAGACUCGAGAAGGCCAAGUCGUUCGGCGGGAGAGUGACGAGUGCAAACUCGAUAGAGACACUGCUUGAGCGCGUCGCGCAAUGGGGUGUUCCGGAAGUUGCACUACGAAAGACGGUUGCAGAGUACAAUCAGACCGUGAAGAAUGAGACUGUCCAAGUCAUAGAUGCCCCCAUUGGUCUCAACCAUGCUCCUCACCCAGCGUUUGAGGGAACAUCGGGAGGACCGUUCUGGGCCUUGGAAGUUCAGCCUUCAAUCACGUUCACGUAUGGGGGUCUGAAGAUCGACACGUCCGCUCAUGUUUUGGAUGCAGAUGGAAAGACGGUUGACGGUCUCUACAGCUGUGGCAUGGAUGCUGGCGGAUUCUCAAAUUGGCGGUACGGCGGUGGACUGGCGCAGGCUUUUGUCACCGGACAAUGGGCUGGACAAGCAGCACUGGCAGACUGGGGUGAGUCUACAAAGCCUGCCCAGGCAAAAUUGUAA
This is a messenger RNA of Ilyonectria robusta, 1434 nucleotides long. RefSeq names its product FAD binding domain-containing protein. NCBI's taxonomy places the organism in Eukaryota, Fungi, Ascomycota, Sordariomycetes, Hypocreales, Nectriaceae. The record is from RefSeq and is a predicted model, not a curated record. The coding region runs from base 1 to 1434 and encodes 477 amino acids. The transcript is spliced from 2 exons.